UCGCCGCUCGCCGCUCGCUGCUCGGCCGCCGGCCCUCGCAACUUCUCCUGCGACGCAAGGCCGGCGAAGACGACAUCAAUCCUUCCUCGACGGCAGACGCGAUCUCCACCGCUCUCGAACCCGCAGUUUUCCCCGCCGGCAUUUUGCUCGUUGCGAGCAGAACCGGCGGCUCCCUCCACACGUACGUGUCUCCGCCAUCGCGCGCCGAGGCCCCAGCACCCAAUCCCCCUCGCCGCCGGCGACCAUGGUGUCGCAGCACGGCAUCCUCCUCGCCGCCGGCCUCAUCUCCGAUCACUUCGGCCCCCUCGUAGCGAAGGUGUGCGAAUGCCUCCUCCGCCACGGAGCGCUGCAGCUGCCGGAGAUUGCGCGCCGCCUCAAGCUCCCGCGGAACCACUUGAAGAACUCUCUCCUCGUCCUCAUCCAGCACAAUUGCGUCCAGGCCUUCUCAUCCCCCAGUGGGGCCGGCCGUAGGGCAGUGACGCUCUACUUGGCCAUCUUCGACAACGUCCUGCAUCGGCUGCGCUUUGCAAAGUUCCUCUCUGUCAUCCGUGCGGACAUCCCAGAGUCAGAAGUUCUUAUUGAGGAAUUGCUUCAGAAUGGCCGGCUAACAUUUGACCAACUUGUGGAAUGCACAAUCUCUAAAGUACCAGAAAGCACCACCAGACCAGAAAGGGAAGAAAUACGUUUGAACUUCAACAAACUUGUGUAUGCACGUUAUGUGGAACGUUGCCCAAAACCUGAACCUUCUUUUGAUCCAGAUGAACAACCUACACCUGCGAGGAGAAGAGUACAAAAAACCGUCGAGGAGGUUCUUUCACUUGAGCAGAAAAUUGUCAAUACUGCAAAACUUUCUGACGCAGAAAGAUUUUCUGAGAUCCCAUACAACAUGGAAGAUGCAUCAAAUGCAAAUGAUUGGCCUCGAAACGCUGUUUCUGGUGCUAAGCGGAAAUAUGGAGCCUUUGAGGUAGAUGAAGAGCGCGACUCAACAAGUGCAGAGAAUGAAGAACUUUGGCGGAUAAAUUUUGAAAAAUUUAUAUUCCGUCUGAAGAAGAAGUUCUGUGCAGACCGAAAGAAACCAAGGCUGAAGGUUGGCACACAUCCUAUCUGGGAGUCAUUUCUCGAGGCUAACUUAGCUGAUAAGGAUACCAACUCUGUGACAUCAUCAAUAAAUGGUAUUUUGGAGAGACUAGGACAAAAGGAAGGAGGUGCAGCAAUGACACUCGAUCAGAUCACAAGAGUUCUAGAGGAUUUGCGGUGUACAACUUCCACUGAUGAUCCGGAAGCAUUUACUUUUGAUUUGCGCAAAAUGGUUGAAGCUUGUAGAAAUGAGGAGAUAGAGUCGCUUGUGAAAAAGAAAUAUGGGCAAGAAGCCUUUACAAUCUUUAGGCUGUUGGUCACGCAAGGUUGUCCAGUUGAAACAGAUCGAAUUAUUGACACAACAAUUCUUGACAAGCAGAUUGUUCAUUCAACUUUGUACAAGCUAUGGAAGGACGACUAUACGGAUUCAGAGAAAAUCACUUCCGCGCGAGGAACAGGGUAUGCACAGUUUUUUGUAUGGAGAGCGAAAAAUACAUUUCGUGAACAGUUCAUCGAUAUUCUCUAUCAUGCUGCUUUGAACUUACGCCAGGUGGUAAACUACAUUGUUGAACUUCUACUCGAGGCUCAGGGUCCAAAGGAUAAAAUAGAGCGCCCUCGAAAACAAAAGGAUAAAAUAAAGAUGCUGAAAAGAAGAAGGGACAUUUUGAUCCAAGCACUCAUUAGACAUGAUGACUCUCUCAUGUUGUUCCAUGAUUUUUGAAAGGGAUCUCUUUCCUAAAAAUUUGACAGAUUCACUUGGUUCUUUGGUCUGGUCAGUAGAUUAAGAAUGCAAAAAAUCUAUAAUCAUGCACAACAGGUGCUCUAUAGUUCUCGACUUCUUGUACCAAUAGAAUUAAGAAGGGAUUGGUUUUUUUAUUGGAUGAAUCAUUAAGACUUUGUACAUUUGGCAAUGGCAGUGAGUUU
Messenger RNA from Lolium perenne, 2001 nucleotides. RefSeq lists its product as uncharacterized. Gene Ontology annotation, biological process: DNA-templated transcription. The record is from RefSeq and is a predicted model, not a curated record. NCBI's taxonomy places the organism in Eukaryota, Viridiplantae, Streptophyta, Magnoliopsida, Poales, Poaceae. Gene Ontology annotation, cellular component: RNA polymerase III complex. Gene Ontology annotation, molecular function: single-stranded DNA binding.